Messenger RNA from Microplitis mediator, 1590 nucleotides. RefSeq names its product melanocortin receptor 4-like. The record is from RefSeq and is a predicted model, not a curated record. Bases 137 to 1246 code for a protein of 369 amino acids. Gene Ontology annotation, biological process: G protein-coupled receptor signaling pathway. Gene Ontology annotation, cellular component: plasma membrane. The transcript has 2 exons. Lineage: Eukaryota; Metazoa; Arthropoda; Insecta; Hymenoptera; Braconidae. Gene Ontology annotation, molecular function: G protein-coupled receptor activity.
AUAACCUCACGAAAGCUCAGGAAGUAGAACCUUGUCUAAAAUCGCUAGGGAAUAUCUAUAGUAUUUUUCCAUUUUUUUAAAUAAUAUGAUAUAGAAUAAGCUUCAGUAUAAAAAUUACCGCGACGUUGUUCACAUCAUGGAAUACGGAAUUAUUUUGAAUAUAACAGGUUUGGGUGAAGAAUACAAUGAAGAAGCAGCGGUUCCAUCAUUCUCACAUCAACAUGUAUUUACAUUAUCAACCAAAGUCGAUAGUAGAAUUCAAAAAGUAGUUGAUUUAAUAAUUAUUACUUUUACUAUAUUAUUAAAUACAGUUGUACUUUUAUCAGUUUUCAUGCGUAAGUCAUUAUACACAUCAGUUGGUUGUUAUAUAUUGAGUUUAAUACUUUCUAAUAUCGUCAACAUUUUGGAUCUAUUGAGAAAUGUAAUUGUGAAUUGGUUUAAUAUAAAAUUCAAAACUGAUCAUGAUUACAUAAAUCAAGUUACUUUUCGCGCAUCUAUUUGCACAGUUACAAUGUUAACUGUUGAUCGUUACAUAUCAUUCUGUUGUAAGGAAACGUCAUCUCACAGAAUUUUAACAAAAGCAUCAACAGCUGUAAAAGGUGUCAUAAUAAUAUGGUCAUUUUGUUCAAUUACAACAAUAAUGGAACUUCAUCUUUAUGAUCAUUAUGUUAUUCAAACAGGAAUAAUUCUCUCUGUGUUUACGACAACUAUGUAUUUGAUUACAACAACUUUUAUAAUUAUUUUUUUGAUUACAAUGAUUAUCGUGCAGUUAAAAGAAAAUAAAAUUACUACUGGAGGCACGUGGAGAUCCGAACAAUCCGAUAGUCUUCGAUUACUUGUUGGAAUUGUUGUUGGGUUAUAUAUAACAAUUGUCCCCGACAGAAUACUUACUGUACUCUAUUAUACAUCAUCAUUUUGCUGCUCACUCUUCACCAGACACGUGUGCUUCUACCUCGCAAAAUUUUCAUCAAUCAUUUGUCCAGUUAUUUGGAUUGGAACGUCAAAGCUCCUUCGCCAAUGUAUUAAAGUAAUAUAUCAAAUACUUUUUUAUUUAAAAACAUUUAAAUAUGUAUAUAAUAUUAUUAUUUAUACUUGUAAUGAAUUAUUAUCAAUAAUUAAUAUUUGUCAUGAUCUUUUAUCCAGAAAACAUUUUGUUGCAAUCGCAGAUCAUGAUAUUCUUUUCAUAGAAGAUGAAUUAUACCAUAAGCCAUCUGAUAGAGACAUAAAUGCAUGCAAGUUACUAUAGACAUAUAUUAUAUACUACAUAUAUACAUAAUACUACUUGUGGCCACUCCCGUGCAUUACGAAUUCAUCUAGCGUGCUUUUGGAUACCCAAUGUUGGUUUGCAGCGGAUUUUCAAUGCAUUCAAGGAAGAAGAGGUUUCAAAUGUGAUAAAAAGUCACCGAGAUGAUAUUGUCAGACGUAUGUAUGUAUUUAUGUAUGUAAGAAUCAUUGAUAUCCUUUUAACGGACUCUUUAUACUAAACACUAGUCAAAAUGGUAAAUCGGAAAGCUAUCACUUCCGUUAAAAAUCAAAACUUUUAUUCAUGUAUUCAAAUUUAUUUAUUUUUUAAAAUAAAUUUAUUAUUGA